This is a messenger RNA of Cydia pomonella (codling moth), 2913 nucleotides long. RefSeq lists its product as uncharacterized. The transcript has 8 exons. The coding region runs from base 446 to 1837 and encodes 463 amino acids. Gene Ontology annotation, molecular function: structural constituent of chitin-based larval cuticle. Gene Ontology annotation, cellular component: chitin-based extracellular matrix. Lineage: Eukaryota; Metazoa; Arthropoda; Insecta; Lepidoptera; Tortricidae. The record is from RefSeq and is a predicted model, not a curated record.
GUUUACUUAUACAUUUUGUGGUGCCAAAAAAAUUUAUAUAUACAUAUUAUUUUCCAAACACGGUAACUAUUUUAAUAUGAAAUGAUGAUAAAGUAAAAUUAAAGUGCUGUCAAAAAGUUAUUAUUUUAAUCUUUAUUGCAUUUAAAAUACCAGAAAUUAUACAACAAAACAAACAUUUCAUAUUCAAAUCUUCAUUUUUAAAACGUACAGUCAGCCAAGGAAGUGGUUUUCUGUCAUUGCUCUAUUUGUCAAGUAAUAGAGUCGAAAAGUGGUAAACCACUUUCUUGGCUGACUGUACCUACUCGUACAUCUAUACAUUUUGCGGUGGAAAAUAUGUUAUAUUUUACAAACACGGUAAUAUAUGUAUUUACAAUGAAUAAUAACAUUAAUAACGGCGAUGAAAUAAAAGUAAAGUCUAUUCAACCAUCACUUUCAUUCCUUCCAGAUGUUACACGUCCUUUCUUGCAUCCUCCUCUGCUACUCGCUUGCAAGCGGGCAGAUACUUCCCUCUCCUCUACCCCUCGGAGUGACCUCCGUGCCAUACGUGCCUCCAGGUCUCACCCCCGUACCGCCGGUGGCUCCCACUAUCUUCCCCUUCGGCCCUACUCCACGACCCUUGGUCCCUGGAGUCGCUGGAUACAACAACCCGUAUUACAACCCUGCUGCGGCCCCAGCUGUGCCUAUUCUGACAUAUAGCAACGAUCAUGGCGCUGGUGGCAGCUAUUCUUACAGUUUUUCAACUGCUGAUGGAAAGCAAGUUCAAGAAACAGGGUAUCUGAAAGACGCUUAUAUCGACAACGCAGGGGAACCCCAGGGAACGCAGGUAGUGCAGGGCAGCUACGCCUACGUCGCGCCGGACGGAACGCCGAUUCAAGUCAGCUACAUCGCUGAUGAAAAUGGAUUCAGACCUUCAGGAGUUCACAUCCCCGCCGAUGGCAAAGGCAUAUUACCCGCACCCGUGCUAGACAAGGACGGCAAACCAAUCUUAGAUCGAGCUUUCAACCCCUACAGCCCUUUCAACCGCUUUGACGGUCGCUACAGCGGGUACAACGGGUACAGCAGAUUGAACAGGCCCUAUGACCCGAGGUACCCGUAUGAUGCCCGGUACCCUCAGGACCCUCGCAAACCCUAUGACGCCAGGUACCCAUAUGAUCCCAGGUACCCUUACAACCCGGCUACCUACAAUCCUUACAACCCCUACCGUCCCUCCUGGUUGAACAACGUAAACGGCAACAAUAAUCAGAAUAAGAAAGAAGAACCAAAAAAGGACAUUACAUGCCGCAUCCGCCACGAUAAGCAGUUGCAACAAAUUUUUACGUAUAAAUACAGGGGGUGCGUUGUGAGUGCAUCAUUCCAAGCUUUGUCAUCAGACUUGCAACCUGCAACCAACAUACAAAACAACAUGAUGCGCUUUGUGAUCCUCAUCUUGGCAGUGGCCGCAGCCAGCGCUGACGUUAGCAGUUUCCAGACCUACCAAGAUCCUCAAUACACGACGCCCAUCCCGAUCAUCAGGCAGGAACAGGUCAUCAACCCCGACGGCUCGUAUAAAUGGAGUUAUGAGACCGGUAACGGAAUCGCGGCUGAAGAGCAGGGCUAUGUGAAGAACCUGGGCGUCCCAGACCAGGAGGCACAGACAGCGCAGGGACAAUAUCAGUACACCGCUCCUGAUGGCCAGGUUAUCCAGCUAACCUACAUCGCGGACGAAAACGGUUUCCAACCACAAGGGGCGCAUCUUCCGACCCCUCCCCCGGUCCCAGCUGACAUUCAGAAGGCUCUGGAUUACCUCGCCACGCUGCCGCCUCAGACCCCUGACAACAGGAACUACAGAACCCAAUAGGACGUGUGUAUAAACAAAUAAUCUUCUACGGCCGAACGACUUAAAAUUGCUGGAAGAUGACAAUCGUUAAUCGACAAACUUUAAAUAAAACGUAAAAAUGUAUUGGGACCAUAAAAGCUACGUGGUCUCGGUUUCUAGUUACGCCUCGGCCUGGACAGUAUUCCAACUUUCUAAACUGUAUUGCUAAAUGUACCUUCACAUCAAGUCUAUUUAUGGCUUUCUAUCACAGAAGGGUCCUUUAUGCUUUAUAUGCAAUAAGGACCAUUCCAUCAGAAAUUGUGAUAGAAACGUCCUUAUACCCAUGUGAAGCAUAUGUAAUGGAAAACCACAUUUUAUCAUCUUCUGCUGCUUUUUCGAACUUCCGUAUUCUUAUUUUCUUUCUUUCGUUGCAGGCGAUAAUUGCUAUUCUCUUUCGUAAGUCCGUUCUCGCUCCUGGACAUUCUGCUAUCGUUUCUAUACUCAAAAGCAAUGAAAAAGAGUCACGUUGUAUGAAAAUUUUAAUGAAAGCGCAUGAUAUUGAUUACUUUAGAUUAUACAAAUAAAUAAAUAAAAAUACUUGGUAGUCCGUAUCGUAAUCAAUGCUUACAGUAAGUUGUCACUGUGAAGUGUAGCUUGUUUAAUCUUAAUUCUUCUCUUUUUACUUUCAAUAUGAAAUUUGCAUGCCUACCUGUUCAAAUUUUUAUAAUUCUUUUCCACGGUUGUUUUGUUCUGAGGUAAUUAAUAACAAACAACAAACAAACACAUAUACACAUAUAUGUAACAAAGUAGCUUAAACGGCAUAGGAAAUUGUGCUAGUUGUUAUAAAUAAAUAUGAUAAUUGUUUUCAAAACAAAAAUGUAAAAAAUAAAUAAAAGUAUGUAGUGUUAAGCAUUUUAUGUUGUUUGUAUAUUUGUAUUUAAUUAAUAACUUAAAAUAAAUGUUUUAUGUUAUUGAUUUAUUUUAUUUAAACAAUGUAAAUUAAAUAAUAAUAACUUUGACUCAGUCCAAAGGCGCGCUGGGCGAUUAGUUGACAAUCCCAAACUCACAAGCGGUAUUGAACCUUUAAGUCUAAGGAGAGACUUUGCCUCCUUGUGUGU